Messenger RNA from Trichoderma atroviride IMI 206040, 1398 nucleotides. RefSeq lists its product as uncharacterized. Gene Ontology annotation, molecular function: protein binding. Gene Ontology annotation, cellular component: catalytic step 2 spliceosome; precatalytic spliceosome; Prp19 complex. The record is from RefSeq and is a predicted model, not a curated record. Gene Ontology annotation, biological process: mRNA splicing, via spliceosome. NCBI's taxonomy places the organism in Eukaryota, Fungi, Ascomycota, Sordariomycetes, Hypocreales, Hypocreaceae.
AUGGAGGCACCACAGACGCCGCAAGACGCGCUCCAUCUGGGUGCGCUCGCGUCUCAAAAUGCCUCUGCGACGAGGCAUCUCUACUCUCGGCUCGAAUUGUCCAACGGCAAGCGCCAGAAGCUCGAGGGCGUCUUCGAAGAUGCCGUCAUGAAGCGUCGAUUCGAGGCCGAAUACGCGGCUGUCCAGACCCUGCCCGAGGCGCUCGCAGCGAAACAACCAUCGAAGCAACCACUGCGGAAGACGGCGGCCAAGGCUGGAGGCCCAGCGCGAAAAGCACCCAAACUUCUUGAGGCUGGACCUGGAGCAUCACCGGCUGCGUCAAAGGCCAACGGAGACGAGCCGACGAUUUCGACAACGACGGUACCGCAGAGCAUGAGCCUGACAGUCAGAGGGUCACAAGCAAUCCAGCAAGUCAAGCCCGAAUGGCACCCGCCGUGGAAGCUGAUGAGGGUCAUCUCAGGCCAUUUGGGAUGGGUGCGCAGCUUGGCAGUCGAGCCGGGGAACAAGUGGUUUGCUAGCGGUGCUGGCGACAGGACGAUCAAGAUCUGGGAUCUCGCCACGGGGUCGUUGCGAUUGACAUUGACGGGACACAUUAGCACCGUGCGCGGCCUGGCCGUCUCUCCAAGACACCCGUAUCUCUUCUCUUGCGGCGAGGAUAAAAUGGUCAAGUGCUGGGAUCUGGAGACAAACAAGGUGAUCCGCCACUACCACGGCCAUCUCAGUGGUGUCUACACAUUGGCUCUCCAUCCGACGCUGGAUGUCUUGGUGACUGGUGGUCGAGAUGGCGUUGCUCGAGUUUGGGAUAUGCGGACGCGCAGCAACAUUCACGUUUUGUCGGGCCAUACCGGCACUGUGACAGAUGUGGAAUGCCAGGAGGCAGAUCCCCAAGUGAUUACAGCAUCAUUGGACUCUACCGUCCGGCUUUGGGAUCUGGCGGCCGGAAAGGCCAUGGGCGUUCUCACCCACCACAAGAAGGGCGUCCGGGCCUUGGCUGUCCAUCCUACCGAAUUCACCUUUGCAUCGGGCAGCAGCGGCAGUAUUAAGCAGUGGAAAUGCCCGGAAGGCGCUUUCAUGCAGAACUUUGAGGGCCACAAUGCCAUCAUCAACACCAUGAGCGUAAAUAGCAACAAUGUUUUCUUCUCAGGUGGUGACAAUGGCUCAAUGAGCUUCUGGGACUGGAAGUCAGGUCACCGAUUCCAAUCUUUCGAGACAACAGCUCAACCAGGCUCAUUAGACGCCGAAUCAGGCAUCAUGAGCUCGACGUUUGACCGUUCUGGACUGCGUCUCAUCACGGGCGAGGCUGACAAGACUAUCAAAAUAUGGAAACCAGAUGAAAAAGCGUCAGAGGAGACGCACCCGAUACAAUGGACGCCAACAUUGGCGCAAAGGAAAUUUUAG